Betta splendens (Siamese fighting fish) is the source of this 721-nucleotide messenger RNA. RefSeq names its product ureidoimidazoline (2-oxo-4-hydroxy-4-carboxy-5-) decarboxylase (gene urad). The transcript has 2 exons. The record is from RefSeq and is a predicted model, not a curated record. Gene Ontology annotation, biological process: allantoin metabolic process. The coding region runs from base 197 to 721 and encodes 174 amino acids. Gene Ontology annotation, molecular function: carboxy-lyase activity. Lineage: Eukaryota; Metazoa; Chordata; Actinopteri; Anabantiformes; Osphronemidae.
UGCGCAAACUUUUAUUUCAGUUUCACUUCUCCACUUUAAAAGAUACAUCGAAAUUUGAACUUGUAUUUAAUUUUUUUUAAUAUUCAGUGCCUCAUUGCAGCUAUAAUGGACUGAAAUGUAAUUAUUAACGAGGCCAGGCUGGGGCUGCGCCGCGUGUCCACCAGGACGUUAACCCUCCUUGCACCGCACUGCCAACAUGGACAUCAACACAGUAAAUUCUCUUCCUUAUGAGGAUUUCGUGGAUGUUUUCGGUAAUGUGGUGGAGAAAUGUCCCCUAAUAACAGCUGCUGUGUGGUCGAGGCGCCCGUUUGGGAACUUGGCUGAUUUAGAGGCUGCAAUUAGCGAGUUCAUCGACGCGCUGCCGGAAUCAGGUAAAGAGGGGAUCCUUAGGUGUCACCCAGACCUCGCGGGCAGGGACCUCAGGGGCGGCACGCUGACCAGGGAGUCCCGCGAGGAGCAGGCCGGAGCCGGGCUGGACGCGCUGGACGCCGCGGAGGCCUCGCGCGUGGCGCAGCUCAACGACGCGUACAAGCGGCGCUUCGGGUUCCCGUUCGUGAUCUGCGCCCGGAUGAACGACAAGGGGAGAAUCUUACAGCAGCUGUCGCAGCGUUGUCUGAACGAGGCCGCGGCGGAGAGGACGCGCGGCAUCGAGGAGGUGAAGAAGAUUUGUAACCUGCGCCUGAAAGGUCUGGUGCGCGCUGACCCCCCCAACAAGCUGUAA